Molecule: messenger RNA, 2944 nt
Organism: Betta splendens (Siamese fighting fish)
Lineage: Eukaryota; Metazoa; Chordata; Actinopteri; Anabantiformes; Osphronemidae
Product: dynein axonemal assembly factor 5-like
Biological process (GO): outer dynein arm assembly; cilium movement; inner dynein arm assembly
Cellular component (GO): cytoplasm
Molecular function (GO): dynein intermediate chain binding
Source: RefSeq, a predicted model, not a curated record
GCAGCAGUUUGUUUGUCGUGCGUUUGCUGGUUGCCAUGACGACGGCCAAGAUGGCAGCGAUGGUGGCUGAAGACGAACAUGCUGCUUCGGAAGUUUUGAGAGGACUCGCCCGACAAUUAAAUUGUCUAAACGAAGACAACAAAACUACGAGAAAGAGGGCUAUUGAGCACAUUAAAAGAGAGACUGUAGAUAAAGGACUUUCAAGCGGUGUUUUACAGGAAGUGUUCUCCGCUCUCCUCAAGCCUCUUCUCAAAUGUUUAUUAGAUCCGAUGGAGAGAUGCAGAGAGACUGCUAUAGCGGUGAUAACGGAGUUCAUUCGUUGUGUCCCUAAACCCGAGGAGUCGCUGCCUUAUCUCAUGCCGUGCCUGGCUCAGAGGCUCGGGGACAAAGAGAUCCUGGAGCCGGCGGAGGAGCUUCGUCUGCUUACUGUGGAGAUGCUGACUCUGAUUGUGGAAGUGUGCGGAAAACACCUAGUGCCUUACGUAAGCGAGAUGAUCACCAUUCUGCAAAGAGCCAUCGUCGAUCCGUUUCCUGAUGUCAAAAGAGAAAGCUGCAAGUGCACGGUGAAGUUUGCAGAGUGUGUGCCCGAACACUUUCACAUGCAGUCUGAGUCUCUAGUCAAGCCUCUCAUGCAAACGAUUGCUCAUCAACACUCCCGAGUUCGAGUGUCUGUCAUUGAAGCCACCGGGGCAGUCAUUCAGCAUGGCACCGGGAAAAAUGUAGAUGACGUUCUUUCUCACCUGGCACAGAGACUGUUUGAUGACUCUCCACAGGUGAGGAAAACUGUCACUGCAGUGGUGGGCAACUGGCUUCUACACAUGAGAGACCGAUACUCCUAUUUCCACAAACUCAUUCCACUCCUGCUGAGCAGCAUUGAUGACGAGAUCCCAGAAAUACGACUUCUAGCAGUUGAUUUGUGGAGGCAAGUAGGCUUGCAGUGGGAGAAGGAGAACGAGGACGACAUCAAGGACAAGCUAGACUUCCUCCUCACCCCACCUCCCUUCUACCCAGCAGGAGUUGAGCGUCCAGGACUGGGCUGCAGAGAGUUGGUGGUGAGAAACCUCGGAAGGCUUGUGCCGGCCAUUACCCACGAUGUAACCGACUGGCUGGUGCCCACGCGGAUCAGGACCUCUCAGCUGCUGUCUGUGCUGUUGCUCCACGCCGAGGACCACAGCACGCAGCAUCUGCAGCCUCUGCUCGCCACCCUGUACCGUGCCUGCACCGACACAGAGAAGGAUGUGGUCAGCAAUUGCCUGGCAGCUGCUAAACUAUUGGGGACGUUUGUCCCUCCUGCCGUCUUCCUUAAGCUGCUGCUGGAUCACGUGACCACCCCCUACUCUUCCUCGCACCCUUGGGCGCCCCUGAUGGUCCUGGCUGCAGUGCUGGGAGGCUGUUCCAGACCUCUCCUUAAACCACAUCUCCAGCAGAUCACCAGCACACUGUCCCAGCCUGAUGUCUGCCAGGAAUACCAACAGGUCUCGUACUUGGAGCAGUUGUUGGCCUGUGUGGAUGUGCUGCUGCGUCAGUGUGAGUCAGACUGCGGCUCGGUCAGCCUGCAGCUGCUGCAGGUGCUAGUCACCGUCCAAAGUCUGUCCACGGAGCCGAGUCUCAGCGAAAAGGCUGUGGAAAGUGUGCAGCGCUUGUGUAAGGUGCAGGACCUGGCCUCUGCCACGGAGCUCUAUAGACGACAUAUGAUCCAGCUGCUGGACUGGCUGGCUGCCUCGGUCAACACCUGGUCCAGUUACUCCCCACAGAGACUCCAACUGCAUAUCAUAGUCAUGCAAUCAGGUCCGGCGAUAGGGGAGUUUACAAGCCAGCUGAUGCCUCUGCUUCAGAGCUGCCUCCAAGCAGACAAAGACCCGGAAAUGAGGAUGAGCAUCUUCACCAUGCUUGCCAAGCUGUUAAUAGAUUCAGGCAACACGCUGGAUUCCCAGGGACGUUUCCGUGAGGAGUCAGAGAGGUUCCUGUGUGACACCGUGCUCCCUAACCUGGUGUGGCACCCAGGUCGCGCCGCCGGCGCCGUCCGCACCUCGGCCCUCAGCUGCCUGCUGGCCCUUCUGCACGGGGGGGCGAUCACACCUGGACAGCUGCUGUGUCUGGAGGAGAAGCUGAGGCCCCAGGUUCUGUCGGCCCUGGAGGAAGACUCUCAGACGGGCAGACUUAUGGCUUGUCGCUCCCUGACAACGAUGCUGAGGCUCAUCGGCACCAGUCUGCAGCAGGACGUCCUCAACAAGAUCUAUCCCGAGCUGCUGAAACGUCUGGACGACAGCAGCGGGGAGGUGCGAGGCGCGGCUCUGCAGACUCUGGGUCAGUGGCUGUCCAGCCUGACCGGCGACUACGACCCGGAGCUCUGCGCUCCUCAUCUGCAGCUCCUGUUCCAGCAGCUCCUCCUGCAUCUGGACGACCCCGACCCGUCGGUGCAGGGCCGAGUAUUCGAGAUCCUGAAGAAGGGCAGCGCUGUCCACCCAUCACUUCUGCAGAGAGAACUGGAGGCCGCGAGGCACAAACAGCGGAGUCCCCGCUACUGUGACCAGCUGCUCCAGCACAUCAGCUCCCUGCCCCGAGUGACGUCACACCAACGAGCCAACGAGAGGCUGACGCUUGAGACUUAACUGAACUUCGUUAAUUGACUUCACUGGAAUGGUGAAGCGUUAGAGAGUUGAUCUGAAACCCAUCGGUUCGAGAUUCAGUGGCAGCCGUUUCCAGCAGGACCUUUUUUCAUAACAUGUUGCUUUUUUACCAGUUUUAGAUUUUCAUCAAUUUUAUGUCACAUUUUGUGUUCACGUAUUUAGAGAGACCCUGGAUAAAAUCUUUACCCACACACUGUUUAGUUAAGAUGAAUGGUAUGAUUUCGUGUCUGUGUGUCUUAUUUUCAUUUUGUUGUAUAUUGUAUAUACACAAUAGUUAAAUCAUUACAUGUGAGAAUAAACAAAUGUACAACAAU